This is a messenger RNA of Folsomia candida, 1797 nucleotides long. RefSeq lists its product as uncharacterized. The record is from RefSeq and is a predicted model, not a curated record. The transcript has 3 exons. Lineage: Eukaryota; Metazoa; Arthropoda; Collembola; Entomobryomorpha; Isotomidae. The coding region runs from base 25 to 1614 and encodes 529 amino acids.
UUUACUUAAGUUAAAUAUUCCACAAUGAGCGAAACUCCAUUAUUCACGAUUGGGAAAACACAGAGAAAUAAAGAAAAACUAAAAUAUAAAAGCAAUUGGCAUACCCUUGAGAAAACUGCGCCAAGUGGCCGCGAGUACUGGAUAUGCGCCAACAGAAGUUGUAGAGGCAGAAUUAUCAAACAAGGUCAAAGCAUUGCUGAGGGUCAAACCCAUACCUGUCUGUCCUCUUCAAUAGACGCUGAGAUUGAAACACUGAGAGAGCGAGUCAAAGUGUUUGCCAUAUCAAACCCAUUCACACCACCGUCGAAAGUUUUGGCUAUUGUAAAGGCCGAGUUUUCCGUAGAAGCAUGUCAGGCUUUACCGUACGACGCUUCUAUUAGUAGAAGCAUACGGCGAUGGAGACAGCCACUUGGAACAAAGGAGCCAAAAAGUCGCGAGGAUAUAUGUUUGACACCUGAUCAAAUGAUUGACGUUCAGGGGAACAAAUUUAUCUUUAACGAUGCGGACUAUGAAAAAAAUAUUGCAGGAAGAAUUUUAAUAUUUACAACGGACGAAAACUUAAAUGAACUCGCCUUAUGUAAUGUUUGUGGAAUUGAUGGGACUUUCGAUGUCGUCACUGAACUUUAUACACAGUUGUUCACCAUACAUGCAAUGACCCGGGACGGAUGGACAAUUCCUCUAGUGUACGCUCUCCUUCCGAAUAAAAAAACUGAAAGUUACAAAUAUGUCCUAGAGAAGAUUUCAGAGCGACGUGGAUUGCCAUUAUCUCCGGACGUUGUGCUCAUGGACUUUGAGCAAUCUGAGAUGCGUGCAGUGGCAGACGUAUUUCCAACAGCAAUUCUUCAAGGAUGCCACUUUCACUACACUCAAUCACUCUAUCGACAUUUCACGCCCCACAUGAAGAGAGCGUAUGAAAAUGACAACUCUUUUGCUCUACAAAUGAAGAAAAUUUUUGCAUUGGCGUUCGUUUUACCAUGUGAUGUAAAUAGAGCAUUUGUAGAAAUUAAGUCGGAAAGCGCGUUCGAUGAAGAUCUUAACAAAGAUUUAGGUGUUUUUUUCGCAUAUGUUCACAGUACUUACAUAGGUUCGGCAUAUGUUUCGUCUCUGUACAAAAGAGAAUUUUGGAGUGUCCAUGAUAGGGUUAAAAACAAUGUAGCUCGAACAAAUAAUUCGCUGGAAGCCUGGAACAGACGGUUCGGAGUUUUGUGUGAAAGUUCCCAUAUUCCUCUUUAUCGAAUAAUUAAGCAUUUGCAAAGUGAGCAACACUCAACCGUGGUAAUGCUGGCUUCGAGAAUUUCAGGCAAGGCUCCCGCGGCCAAGCGGUACAAACAAAUUCAACUAAAUCGGCGACUUUUGAAUCUUGUUGAUAAUUAUGCGACCCUUGAAUUGAAAGACUUUGUUAAGGGUGUUGCAUUUAAUAUGCUAAGUGGGUUAGGUACAGUUAGGCGUGGCGAUAAAAGCAAUAACGAUGCUGUUGAUAAUUCAAGCGUUGAAGAAGAACUUACGCAAGUUAUUCCCUGUUCAAGUUCCUUUGAUCCAACAUAUACCCAUGUCCCAUGCUUAAAGCGUAAACGAACUAACGCAGGGACAUUUUCAAAAAGACAAAAAACCUAAUUUUUACGAAUGUUGUAAAACAAUUAAUUGGAUUGUAAAUUUUAAAGGAAAGAGGCAAUAAAUUGUCUAUUUUUUCGACCUAAUAUUCUUCUUCGACUUGUCCUCCACAUUUACUUGUCCAACAACGAGUUGCUCUUCCUUCGACUUGUCCUCUACAAAAUGUCCGACGACGAUUUACCACCA